This is a messenger RNA of Saprolegnia diclina VS20, 452 nucleotides long. RefSeq lists its product as hypothetical. The record is from RefSeq and is a predicted model, not a curated record. The transcript has a single exon. Bases 50 to 400 code for a protein of 116 amino acids. Lineage: Eukaryota; Oomycota; Saprolegniomycetes; Saprolegniales; Saprolegniaceae.
CAGCAAUCGUCGAUACUUGCCGUCCCACUACGAGCAGCCAUCUCGGAGAAUGCUCUGCUUAAACAACACGUCCAUUGAUACGCUGUGCAAAGCCCCGCUGCACUCGUCGCCUAUUGUCAUGCAGCCCAAGCACCUUGCGCAGCUGAGCAAGCGUCCGACAACACCCGUGGUCCCACUGCCGGCGUGCUACGCCCACGCCAAGUACACAACGUCGCUCGUCGGCGGGAAGCGCGUGGCCUUUGUGCCGCACCAGGUGCGCCGGCUGCGUCUACGCCGCAGCAUGAAGCUGCGUAUUUCGCCCAUCUACGAAGACGGCUACCGCCAUUGUAUGCCAAGGUCGUCGCCGACGAUGGCGACUGGCCCGACGCUGGCGAUGCCUGGCAUGAGCUGCUAUCUCUAGCUACCUCCCAUUGCCAUAAGUGUCGUGAAUGUAUAUCUCGUCGUGUUGUCCU